GGAGUAACUUUCCAAUGAGAGUCCGCGCACCGCUGUCUACGUGACAUCACCGCGUUCGUUCUGACCUAAUCGAGAAGCGUUAUUUUGUUCGUGGUCGCAGCUUCAGCGGUUUACGGCCGACUCCAGCGACGAAAUAAUAAAACAACAAAACACUAAAAUACAAUAGAGGAAGUAACAGCAAAGAAACUCGUUUUUUCUUUCUUUUUUUUCAAAGGUCGCACCCUCAUCUGCAGUGUGCAGAUGAAUUAUGAACAGCCUCCCCCCUACACAGGGCCGGGCCCCACCGCUCCAGGAUAUCCCCCUCCCACUGCUCCUGGGUACCCUCCUCAAGGAUAUCCUCCUCAGGGAUACCCUGCACAGCCGUACCAAGGAUAUCCAGUCAAUACUGACCAGCCCAACCCUGGUUACCCAAACUACCCUCCUGGACCCCCUGGGUCAUACCCAGUCCAGCCAGGAUACCAGGCGUACCCACAACCACAGUAUGGUGGCCCAGUGUACGGGGAACCUCCUAAAAACACUGUGUAUGUUGUGGAGCAGGGCAGGCGGGAUGAUUCUGGGGAGCAGGCAUGUCUAACUGCAUGUUGGACAGCUCUGUGUUGCUGCUGUCUCUGGGACAUGUUGACCUAGAAUAAUAAGGAAAGCACUGUAAGCCCCCUUUUAUUUGUAAAGUUCUUUCACUCCACGUUUCAAUCCUUAUUUAUGUGUGACUACUGAAAAGGUAAUUGAGAAACAAAUAGAGUAAUGUUUUUGUUGUAGCGUUCAAUUUCCAGUAGUCCAGCUUAUUUUUAUUCCUUCAAUGAUGCAAGAUAUGCACUGAGAGACUGAUUACAUGCGUCGAUCUUAUCUGUAGUGGCUUAUUAAACUGAAUGUUUUUAUUAUUUGUCUUUUCAAAAUAAUACAGAUGUCAUCUUUGCUAAUGUAUGCAAACAUUUACAUUUUGCUUGUUUAUAGACCAGAUUUGAUAAUCAAAUACGGCCUCGAAUGUUUGAGCUGUCUUAAUAUGAGUCAAUCACAGAAAAAGUUUGUUUCUAUUAAAUAAAAUAAAGGAAAUAAGGCUUUGAUUUACUCAAAA
Molecule: messenger RNA, 1072 nt
Organism: Cyprinus carpio (common carp)
Lineage: Eukaryota; Metazoa; Chordata; Actinopteri; Cypriniformes; Cyprinidae
Product: cysteine-rich transmembrane module-containing protein 1
Cellular component (GO): extracellular exosome
Source: RefSeq, a predicted model, not a curated record